Molecule: messenger RNA, 2021 nt
Organism: Cajanus cajan (pigeon pea)
Lineage: Eukaryota; Viridiplantae; Streptophyta; Magnoliopsida; Fabales; Fabaceae
Product: serine/threonine-protein kinase PBL34
Biological process (GO): protein phosphorylation
Molecular function (GO): ATP binding; protein kinase activity
Source: RefSeq, a predicted model, not a curated record
AAAAAAAUUAGCAGUGUUGUGUUAGUGUUGCAGUCUUGCAGAGGAGGACCCCAUAUCUUUGAGCGGAGAUUACUGAGUUUCAGCUCAGUUUUAAUUUCUGGGUUUUGUGAGUUACUCGGUUUUAAGGGUUGUUGGGCUGUAAAGUUGUGGUUUUUAGGUUUUAUUUGGGAAUUUGCCAUCUGGGGUGGUGGUGUUUGGAAUUGAUGAUAUCUGGGUUUGGUACUGUGGUUCUCUAGGGAUGGGGCUGGGUGCUCAGAAUGGUAAGGUGGUGGAGUCUUGGGAUGUGUGUAAAUCAAAGGGGAGGAAGAAGAAGAAACAGGGGGAUGAGGAGGUGGAAGGGGCUGAGGCUGGGUGUUGGGUUAGGCUGAGGUUCAUUGGGAGCUGCAUUUCUUCAAGAUCCAAGGUUGAUAGCUCAGUCAGCGGCAGUGGCACCAGUACUCAUUAUGCUGAGAGUAAAUCAACUAAUGAUACAAGUAGAGACCAACCAACAGUUCCAGCAGUCUCUUCUACAACCACUAGUAAUACAGAAAGCAAUUCAUCCACUUCCAAACUUGAAGAAGAGCUUAAAAUUGCUUCCAGGCUGCGAAAGUUCUCUUUCAAUGAUCUAAAGUUAGCAACAAGAAAUUUUCGGCCUGAGAGUUUUCUUGGUGAAGGUGGGUUUGGCUGUGUUUUCAAGGGGUGGAUUGAAGAAAAUGGAACUGCCCCGGUGAAACCAGGCACGGGCCUUACUGUUGCUGUUAAAACCCUCAACCAUGACGGGCUCCAGGGUCAUAAAGAAUGGCUGGCUGAAGUAAAUUUUCUUGGUGAUCUAGUUCAUCAAAACCUUGUAAAACUUGUAGGUUACUGCAUUGAAGAUGAUCAAAGGUUGCUAGUGUAUGAGUUCAUGCCUCGGGGUAGCCUGGAAAAUCACUUAUUUAGGAGAUCCCUGCCUCUUCCAUGGUCCAUUAGAAUGAAAAUUGCACUAGGAGCUGCUAAGGGUCUUGCUUUUCUUCAUGAAGAAGCUGAAAGACCAGUAAUAUAUAGGGAUUUUAAAACUUCGAAUAUAUUAUUAGAUGCAGACUACAAUGCCAAGCUCUCAGACUUUGGUCUUGCCAAAGAUGGUCCAGAAGGUGAUAAAACCCAUGUGUCUACUCGAGUGAUGGGAACCUAUGGUUAUGCAGCACCAGAAUAUGUCAUGACGGGUCAUCUUACAUCAAAAAGUGAUGUGUACAGUUUUGGAGUGGUACUACUUGAGAUGUUGACCGGCAGAAGAUCCAUGGACAAACACCGACCCAAUGGUGAGCAUAACCUUGUGGAAUGGGCUCGACCACAUCUUGGAGAGAGGAGAAGGUUCUACAGGUUGAUAGACCCUCGUCUUGAAGGUCACUUUUCCAUAAAAGGAGCUCAGAAAGCUGCUCAACUGGCUGCUCACUGCCUUAGUAGAGAUCCAAAAGCCAGACCCCUAAUGAGUGAAGUUGUUGAAGCUUUGAAGCCUUUGCCAAACCUUAAGGACAUGGCAAGCUCUUCAUAUUAUUUCCAGGCAAUGCAAGCUGAUCGCUUUGGCGCGAGCCCAAACACAAGAAAUGGGCGAACACAAGGCGCAUUGCUCACCCGCAAUGGACAGCAGCAAAGGAGCCUCUCAAUACCAAAUGGUACUUAUGCAUCUCCAUAUCAUCAGUUUCCCCAACCAUCACCGAAACCUAAUGGCAAAGCAUAGAGCUGGUGAAAAUUUUAUUUUUCUCUUUCACCCUUUUUUUAUGCCACUUCUUAGUUUCUCCUUGUAGAUGUACCUUCUUUCAAAGCAUUUGUUCAUGGAGAACUUGAGAGCAAAAGAAGCAUUUUGCUUUAUGAUUUUAUGUUAUGGGUGUUGACCCCCUUUAGCUUGAAAGAAUGUGAGGGUGAGGGCAGGUGAACAAGUCAAAUUGUCAACCAAUAUUUUCUUCAGGUUGUUUGGAAAUAUUGAACACUAUCAAAUACUCAUCCUUAUUUUAUUGUUUUUCACAUUUGCCACAGGAAGUGUUAUGUUAUCUCCUGAUUUAUUA